Molecule: messenger RNA, 1152 nt
Organism: Pochonia chlamydosporia 170
Lineage: Eukaryota; Fungi; Ascomycota; Sordariomycetes; Hypocreales; Clavicipitaceae
Product: amid-like mitochondrial oxidoreductase protein
Exons: 1
Coding region: 1-1152 (383 amino acids)
Cellular component (GO): cytoplasm
Molecular function (GO): flavin adenine dinucleotide binding; electron-transferring-flavoprotein dehydrogenase activity
Source: RefSeq, a predicted model, not a curated record
AUGGUCCAAACGGUAGUAAUUCUCGGCGCAGGAUGGUCCGGCCUUCCUUUAACCCACAAGCUUCUCAAGUACACGGCUCCAAAAACCAGCUUGAAAGUCGUCCUGAUAACGCCAAACUCACAUUUCUUUUGGAAUGUUGCUGCUACCCGUGGUUUAAUACCGGGAGAAAUACCAGACAGCUCCAUGUUUAUCCCCAUAGCUCCUGGAUUUGACCGAUACCCCUCAGACUGUUUCGAGUUUGUUCUCGGGGCAGCGACGGGUAUUAACCAAGAUGUCAAUUCUGUUCAAGUCGUGACGAAUGGCGGCUCUGAGCGGAGUAUUACUUAUGACCAACUUGUCAUCGCGACUGGUUCUCAUAUCGCGAGUGGACUACCGCUGAAACCUAUCGGCACACACGAGCAAACUCUUGAAAGAUGGCACGACCUCCAAAAACAAGUUCAAGAGGCAAAAUCCAUUCUAAUAGGUGGUGCCGGCCCAACUGGCCUUGAGGUGGCCGGAGAACUGGCAGCCAAGUAUGGAUCGACCAAAGAAAUCACAAUCGUUCUCUCGGGGACGAAACCUCUGGGGGACAGCGCAGGGAUCAACGAUUCCGUCUGCAACAUCCUGGACAAUGAUCUCGAGAAACUUGGCGUGGGGGUUAUACGAAACGUAAAAGUUCAGACAGCCACCAAGGGUGAAGACGGGAGAAGUUGGCAUAUCGUCUUAUCAGACGGCAAAAGGCUCUCUGCUGACCUGUAUCUCCCUCUCUUUGGCGUCCAAGUCAAUACGUCAUUCAUCCCGAAAGAGCUAUUGGAUUCGCAUGGUAACGUCAAUCAAGACAAAAGCAUGAAAGUCAAGGGAACAAACAAUAUCUGGGCCAUUGGCGACGUGGGUAACACGGAGCCAAAGCAGCUUACAUUGACGGACGCCCAGAUUAUUCACGUAGCAGGUGCUUUGCACGCCACGCUGACUGGGUCUGGACCUGUGGCAGAGUAUGAACCAGCUAACAAGACCAUGAUAUUCCUUUCUCUGGGGAGGAAGUUUGCCACGGGCCAAAUUGGAAGCUGGCGGCUGUGGGGUUGGACUGUUGCAUGGGUAAAGGGGAGGAGGCUGUUUGUUGACACGGCUGAUGGCUAUGUCGGUGGCGAGAGACUGAGACAUGGAUCGAUGUGA